GCAAAGAGAAGAAUCCAAAAUUCUUUUAGAUUUUGGAGCCAAAAUGUUCAAACAGCCAGCAGGCCAGAUCGAAGACUCGUCACGGGGGCAAUUCCCUUCCCUUCCCUUCCCUUCCAUUCGUCGUCUCCCCCGCCCUACGCCCCCUACCCCCACCCCAGAGAGAGAGAGAGAGAGAGGCCGAGGGAGCAGAGGAGAGCUCGCGGCUGGCCACUCCACUCCACUGCCGCCGUUGCUUCCCCUCCUCCGCGCUCAGCCCAAGCACCCCGCCCUCCGGUCCCUUCUCCUCGCCGGCCGGGUGCCUCCCGAACCCUAGAGAGCUCGCACGGCCCGCCCCGCCCCGCCCCGCCCAGCAGGCAGCCGCCUCGGAUCUCGAUUCCCCAAUUCUCUCGAUCCCGCGCGGAAUUCAGCUGCCGCCACCUCGAUCCAACCCGAAUCUCAGGCUCCCGACCUAGUGCCAUGGCAGCCGGGGGAGGCAGCGCCGACGACAUGCUGGGAUUCAAGGAGGACGACGCCAUGCGCUUCAUCUUCGGCGAGGACAUCAUGGGAAUGGAGGACCCUGGCGCCUUCGACAGAUCCCUCAUGGAGCUUCAGGUCUUCAAGGAGGUCUUCUGCGGGGCUGCCACCACCAUCCAUCUGCCCGCCGAGACGGACCUUGGAUUCAUCCACACCCACCACCCUCCUCAUGAUCCACAGCUCCAAAUGCCUCACCCUCACCCAAAUCUCCAGCUUCAGGACCACGCCCAGCCACAUGGGGACGACUUGGAUGCCGCCUUAAUGCAGGGUUUCACGGCUCACUGGCAGCCCGGGGCAGCUAAGUGCGCAACUCAUCUGGCCGGGCUCUACGAUGACCAGCACCACUUCUUCGGUGCAGAUGCUGCCACCAACAUUUUGGAUGUGCACGCGCAAGGGACACCUCAAGAUGUUGGACCUGCAGCAGGAACGUGCAAUGCACUCGUCGGUUUGGCUGGCAGCAGCAGCACUAGCGCGGUUGAUGACCCCAUGCCUUCCUACAUGGAAGCACUAGCUGAGAUUUCCGAGUUCCAAAGUGCCACUACUCUUCUUUCUGAUCCCUUCUUGCAUCAGUGGCUCCAGGGUCAGCAGCAAUACCCUACCGACGCGUGCUUCACCUACGAUCAAGGGCAGGUGGAUGACACUACCUAUCCCCUAUGUACAGGUAUAAAGGAAUUAUCUGACAGAGGGGGAGCACAACAACAUCCAUUCUAUAGAGAAGAAGCUCAUGGUACUCCAACACUACCUCAGCAGUCCCAAUUUUGGUUCAGCCCUGCUCAGUUCGCUGAACUUGAGGCCAUUUGCCGGAACGGAACGCCUGAUGCGAAUAUUAGUUCCCUGGAUGAAAUUGAUGCUCGUGGAUGCAGCAGCGGACACUCUGGCUCCGCAGCUGCUGUUUCCAAGAAGUCUUUCGGCAGGGAUAUUCCUGAUCAGCUGGAAGCACACGCGCAUCGCCUUUUCAAGGAUGCUGGGUGGACCAUUAAGCCACGGAAAAGGAAUGACAGGGCUAAGAUGGCAUCCUAUUUCACAGCUCCAAACAGGGAAGCGGUUCAUACCUCGCUAACUCAGGCUUGGAAGUUUUGUGGCAACAAGUUAUAUGAAGCUUCCGCAGAUUCAGAAAGGGGAAGGUAUCCAAAGGAGUGGUCGGAUGUUGAUGCAUUUUGGAAGGACCUCACGGAUGCAAUGGCCUAUGUUGAUAGGAUGCUUGCAAAACAGCAAAAUGCACUCACGCUUCUUCAGCGCUGGCAGAUUUUGGACCCUUUUGUAGCUGUUGUCUUCAUCAGUAGGAAAAUCACUGCUCUGCAGCAACACAAAACUCUUAGAGCUGUCAACAGUUCAACCUUUGUACUUGAUGGCAGCACAGAUAUGUCAUCAGGAAGUAAGACCAUGCACAAAGCCAGUGAUUUGUUGGCAAGCCGAAUGAUUCAGUCUACUCCACUGAUCACAGACUCUGAUUGCAGCACACUUGCAACUGAGAGCUACAACGGGCACCAGUCUUUACAGAGCUGUCAUGACGUGGAAGACAGCAACAAUAGGGAUAUGAAUCCAAAGCUCUGCUGCAACGGGAGUCUGAAUUACGAUGCAAGUGACCAAACAAAACAUCACAUUUACACAGGUGAUGAUGGAAGGCAAACCUGUGCUCAAGCAAAGGCUGUUAAUAGCUCUGUAAACAAGGCAAAGAAGAAAUCUAAAAGGAUGUUUGAUACUGACGCAGCUGGACUGGAUGGGUUGUGUUCUCAAAGCGUAAUGCAACCUACUAUGGAAAAUGUGUUUGACCAUGGGAGUAAUGUAGCAACCAUGGGCAUGCCCGGUGUAGUAAUCAUCAGUGCCUCUGUGGAACAUGGUAUGUGUUCAGGCGUUGACACACUUCAUAUGAAAGCUGAGUCUAAAUCAGAAAAGCUAGAUAAAGAUGACCAAAGCAAUAAUUGUGACAUGUUCCUGUCUUCAGAGAGCAAGCAACUGAACACGAUGCAGAGUGUAAGGACUGAGGAACUUAGUGAUUGCAAUACAUUCUCAGAUACCCACUCUACUGUAAGGGAGUCACAGUCAGAUGCCACAGCAUCCUGCCCUGAUGACAAGGACCAUGAAAAGAUAAUCUCACCCCCUGGACAAUUUUCUGAGGAUCCACAGGAUGGUCCAACAGGCAAUACUGUUCCUGUCCAAUUAUCCCAUGAAUGCAGUGCUACUGUUCUGAAAACUGAUCCAACUCGUGACUCACAAACCAGCAAGACAGCCACUGCUAGAAUGAAACCUAAAAUUUGGGAGAAGUACAUGAAGAAAAGACCUCGUGAAUUGAGGAUCAACGAUGAGGACCUUUUGAUCGCAGCUAUUGUGAAAAACAAGGAUCUUGUCUCCUGCCAUAAAUUUGCUGCAGGCUUUGCAGGUGCAAAGAAGUUCAAGAAGCUUAAGAGCCACAAGAAAUGUAACAAACUACUUUUUAAAACUGGAAAGGCUGGCUCAAACCUAUUGGGUGGGAAGAGAGUAUGUUUGGCCAGGAAAACUGUCAUCUGCUGGUUGAUUGCCACUGGCUUUCUGACUGUAAAGGAUGUGAUACAGUACCGGGAUCCUAAGAGGAAUAAAGUUGUAAAGGAUGGUCUGGUUACCUGGGAAGGCAUUGUUUGCAAUUGUUGCAAAAAAACCUUAUCUGUAUCAGACUUCAUGGCUCAUGCUGGUUGUAGCAACCCAAAGUCCUCGUUAGGCCUCUUUCUAGAGUCUGGCAAGUCAUACACUUUGUGCCAGGUUGAGGCUUGGUCUGCUGAAUUUAUGAGCAGGAGAAACAAUGCAUGUGGUAGAAAAGUUGAGGCAAUAGAUGAAAAUGAUGAUACAUGUGGUUUCUGUGGAGAUGGUGGUGAAUUACUUUGCUGUGACAAUUGCCCAUCAACAUAUCAUCAAGCUUGCUUGUCUUCUAAGGAGCUUCCAGAAGGUAGUUGGUACUGCCACAAUUGCACCUGCCAGAUUUGUGGGAGGCCAGUUACUGAGAAGGAGGUUUCGACAUUCUCGGCUAUUUUCAAAUGUUUACAAUGUGGAGAUGCAUACCAUGACACUUGCAUUGAACAAGAGAAGGUACCUUUUGAGGGUCAAAUAUCUGACACAUGGUUUUGUGGAAAAUAUUGUAAAGAGAUAUUCAUAGGAUUACGCAGUCAUGUCGGAACAGAUAAUAUUCUUGACAAUGAGCUUUCAUGGUCCAUAUUGAGAUGCAACAGUGAUGGGCAGAAGCUUCAUUCUGUUCAGAGGAUUGCCUAUUUGGCAGAAUGUAAUACGAAAUUGGCAGUGGCUCUUACUCUAUUGGAGGAAUGUUUCAUUCGUAUGGUGGAUCCUAGAACUGGCGUGGACAUGAUACCUCAUGUCUUAUACAACAAGGGAUCAAACUUUGCUCGUGUGGAUUAUCAAGGAUUCUAUACGGUAAUCCUGGAGAAAGGUGAUGAAAUUUUAUGUGUGGCUUCUAUCAGAGUUCAUGGAACUAAAGCUGCUGAGCUUCCUUUCGUUGCUACUUCUGUAGACUAUCGACGCCAAGGGAUGUGCCGUAUACUAAUGAACAUCAUUGAAAAGAUGCUGAGAUCAUUUAAUGUUAAGAUGUUGGUCCUUUCUGCCAUCCCAGAGUUGGUUAGCACAUGGGUGUCAGGAUUUGGCUUCAAACCUAUUGAAGAUGCUGAAAGGAAACAGCUCCAUAAUGUAAAUUUAAUGUUGUUUCCUGGAACAUCCUUACUAACAAAGAGAUUGGAUGGAUUUAUUAUGACUACAAAACCAGGUGAGGAAAAGGAUUUACAUGAAGAUUAUGGAUUGCCUAAUGGGAAAUCAAGAGAGCAUUUUGAACUCCAUGACAUUGACUUGUCCGGGAAAGAGUUUAAAGCUGAGGUUUCAGUGGGUGAUCCAUUCAGAACACUGAAACAUGAUUGUGGUUCAGCAGCAUGGUUUCAGUCUACUAAGUUAGCUGUUGGGGAAGUGUGAUAUUCUUACGUACUAAAUAUCUGGGCACAUGCGCUCCAUAGAUACUGGCCGCUUUGUGUUGGCCAAUUGUACCUUUCCAGAUCACAGCUCAGCUUAAUGGUGUAUACCAGCAUCUCUGUCAAGUAAGUUUUCAUCAGACUGUUGGGAAAUGGAUCAAAUGAGCCACACACAUCAAAGAUUUUGGAUUGAAUUGCAUAGAAGAUGGUAAAGCGGAAGCCCUGUCCUGAGAUAUGGUGAUUGGAUGUGGCCACUCUGAUUCUCAAACAUGGUAGACAUCACAAGGGUACCGCCGGAACACGGUAGAUCUGUUGAUUCGAGGGAUAUCGAUGGUAGCAUGCAGCAAACCAUCCAAGCUGUUGGAGGCACGCGAAAGUGGGUACAGCAUGGGCCAACCUGCCAGAUUGGACUCUGUGCACGGCAAUUUAAAUGGGUUAACUACAGAGAAAGUAAACACUGACGCAAUUCCAUCAUGAUCCAGGGACUGAUGGGAUGAUAUAAAGAACAGGACUACUGGAGUGAUGGUGCUUCAGGUGGCACAGGAACAGGCCGCCGUGUGGGUGGUGGUGAUUCAGCAGCAGCAGCAGCUAGAUUCAGGCUUUACUGUGUGCUACUAUACUUGUGUAAGAUGGAAUUGAUCCAGAUUCAAAAUAGAAAGUCAGGUUCCGGUGGGAAAAUUGCUUGCUGUGUUGGAAUCACAUACACCACAAGGGAUGAUUGAGCUUUGAGAUGCAUGGAUCAAUUUUCUUCUGUUG
Panicum hallii is the source of this 5210-nucleotide messenger RNA. Its product is annotated as increased DNA methylation 1-like. Lineage: Eukaryota; Viridiplantae; Streptophyta; Magnoliopsida; Poales; Poaceae. Gene Ontology annotation, molecular function: acyltransferase activity, transferring groups other than amino-acyl groups. The transcript is spliced from 12 exons. Bases 457 to 4458 code for a protein of 1333 amino acids. The record is from RefSeq and is a predicted model, not a curated record.